CCUAAAAGUAAUAAAAAAGGGUUUAAGAAGAGGUUUAUGAGCAGCCUGGGAAACUUUACUUGCAUGCUUUCAGAUUCAAACCCUAGCUCCCCCAAAUUCAACAAUCCUCACCAUGUCUUCCUCACCGACCCACGAAUCAAAAUCUGAAAUUGAAGAGACCCAUCAAGCUGAAACGGAUGAAACCCAAAAACCUAAGGAGGAAGACCAAGAAGAAAUUGGAAACGAUGAGGAAGAAGAGGAGGAGGGUGAAUGUGGCUUUUGCUUGUUUAUGAAAGGGGGAGGUUGUAAAGACUCUUUUAUUGACUGGGAAAAAUGUAUUGAAGAGGGGGAGAAGAACAAAGAGGAUAUAGUGGAAAAGUGUUUUGAGGUUACUUCUGCUUUGAAGAAGUGUAUGGAGGUGCACUCUGACUAUUAUGCUCCUAUAUUACAAGCUGAGAAAGCUGCAGAGGCUGAAUUGGAGAAGGAGAAGGAGAAGCAGAAGGAGCAAGGAAAUGAAGGCAACGACACCGGAUCAGACACCAAAUUGGAAGGGAGUUCAAAUACUUCUUAGUUAAAGCAGAGGCUAGUAAGUCUGCAGAAUCAGAAAAAAAAUGAUAUUUUUUGCUUGGGAUGUUAUAGGUGAUUUUGAUAAUUAAAAAGUGGAAACUGGGAGAUUCUUUUGAAUUGAGGGAAGAGAAUAGUCCAAUAAUUGUACUGAAGUUGCCUCAAAUUUUAACAUUAUAUGGUUUCUCAUGAACUGAAUAAUUAGUUGCAUUUGUCUUGCAUCUUUUGUAUACUCAGCAAAAUUUGGUGUAAACUAUAGUUUCUUCUGAUUUAUGAUAUAAUGAUGCUGGAAUGAGCAGAAGAAAUCUUCCAGCUAUGACCUUCAA
Messenger RNA from Solanum tuberosum (potato), 869 nucleotides. RefSeq names its product transcription elongation factor SPT5-like. Bases 113 to 550 code for a protein of 145 amino acids. The record is from RefSeq and is a predicted model, not a curated record. The transcript has a single exon. NCBI's taxonomy places the organism in Eukaryota, Viridiplantae, Streptophyta, Magnoliopsida, Solanales, Solanaceae.